CGUGUCUAACAAUGAGCCACUCUCAUUGGUGGGCAGCUAUCCUGGUUACCAACCAACAAUACACGAGACACAUGAGAAAAUAGGGAAAAUAAAUGUGUAUUUCCAGUCGUAAUGACCCCCCUAAAAACAAUAGCGUCUUUACAUAAACGAUGAACGAGUUGUAAAGAUGCCUUAAAAACGUUCGCUUUCCUGCAGAUUAUGGGAUAGUUUCUUUAGGUCGGUAUCAUCCGCAGCACACAAUGGAGAAGCUGUAGAUUUUGACUUGUAGAUCCUAAAAGACUAAGAAGUGCCAAACGGAGAAACCUGCCUUUGCUGGAGAUGACACUCUGGAUGAAUAUUUAAUCUCCCUCCAACACAAAAACAGAAUCUUAAAGCGCCUCAGAGUAAAAGGCCCCAAAGAGAUCGAGUUGGAACGUCUUGAGCAAGGAUUUUCAAUAUAUCUUAACGGAGCCAAUGCUGAAUGUAACAAAAGGCAGCCCAAAAGCCCCCCAAAAAAGCCUGACUCCUCUCUGCAUGCACAUGCGGCUGAUGUGUGUAGAAGCGCCCACCAGCUAGCCGGAGCUAGCCGCUUUCCAGAUCAGACAAACGGUAAGAGGAGCCAAACCGCCCCAGAAAAGGUUCAGAGGAAAGAAUGGGUGCAGAAUUCAGUUGAAAUACAAACAGAGGAUGGCCCAACUUUGAAAUUAACCCCAGAGACGCGCUACUCUGAUGAUUUUGAUCCCUAUGAAAGUGUAGACAUGGAGAGCUCUAGUCCUCUCUCAAGUCCUCGCUCCCCUCAUAGUCCCUGCUGCCAGAGGGACCCCUGCAAGGUUUCACGCUCCAAGCCCGAGAGCCAGGGAGGCCAAGCAAGCCAGGAGCAUGCUGAGAAGGUGCUCCUGAACCUUGAGGAAGUGAAGGUUUUGCGUCGGAACCUGGAGGUUAGCAUGCGACGGAGCAGCAGCGUUUCAGCGGGGGAGGAGUCAGAUGAGGAGUGGGUAGAGGAGCAGAUUGAGAGAGAGGACAGCACAGAGAGUCUGGAUGAGCUUGGGCUCCCCCUUUCCUCCUCCAAGUCCUCCUCUAACUCGGAACCAAGCCGGACUCAGAAUCACUUUGACUCAACGAAUCUCAUCGUUUUGGAUUUUGGACCUUCCCCAAAAGGUCAUAAAAUUGAACAUUCUCUUUCUGCAAAAAGGAAAGAAAGCGUUGACACCUUUAUACCAGUCAAACCUGUGUUGGUGAAGAGCAAAACUUUAGAUAGGCCACCUUCACAAGAUGGCUGGGACGGUCAGAGGCCAAGAAGUCAAUUGGAGAGAUCCCUGUCAGCCACUAGAAAGGCUUCAGUUGAAGAGCGAGACUCAGAGGAAACGCGGUACAUGGUGUGCCAGGCAAUACAGAAAGAAAACGCUUCAAUCCAGAACGCUGAGCUCUUCAGUCACGGCAUGACUCGGGGACACCAGAUGAUGGAUGGCUUGAAGCCCGACAUCAAACACGACAAAGAUGAAAACAAUGUCACAGUGGCAAUGCAACGCAUAACGCUCAUGGCUCCCAGGCAACAACAGACGCUGUUAAAAGCCCUGGAGAAGCUCGAAGCCGGACCUAGCCACAAUAUUUCUCACAAUGUUAGAACAGAUCACAGCAAGCAGACUAGAGGGCAGUCGCCAGCAGAGGUCACCCCUGCGUUGUACGUUACCAUGGAGAUCCUGUCAAACUGGGGAAACUUGCUCCAGGUGGGGCUGACCGAGGUGCAGUUUUUCUGCCGCAGAAACAAGAAGAUCUACGUUUCCCCUCAUGACCUAGAUGUCAGGAAUGCCGACUUCCCAGGGAACCUGGGUGCCCUCGUCAACGGAAAAAUGAAGACCACUAAAGAGCGCUACAUGUGGACGUGCCCUUUCCACCCUCCAAUCCAGCUUUAUUUCAUCAUCAGAAACAUGGAGCGCUCUCUGGAUUUUGGAAUAUCUUGUAUCAAAAUCUGGAAUUACAACAGAAGCCUCAAAGACCUCGACAUAGGAGCACGCCAUGUAAAGCUUUACCUGAACAGCACCCUGGUGUUUGAAGGUGAGCUGGAGAAGGGCUGCGGCAGUCAAGUCUUUGACUACAGCACCACAAUCAACCUUCAAGAUUCCCAGAUCCCAGAGUCGUCCUUCUCCACCCCUGUGUGUUCUGGGCACAAUUUGAGAGGAGCAACUCCCCAUCACUAUGACGACAAGAAGGGGGCAGAGAGCGGCAGAAUGCAGCGAUACAGAAGUUCAGUAGCAUCGUCAGAUGCACCAAGCCAAAUUUUGGUAGACAUGCAAGAAAAAGCCCACACCCCUCUGCUGCCCCUCAUCCCAUCAGCCACUUCUUCUUGGCGUUCCUCCACACAGAAGAACUCUUUUGACCUUGCUUCAUUGGAAGAGUCUCAUUGUCUUAGGCAGCAGGUAGAGCAGCUGCUUCCUCUUGACCAGACGGUCACCACUCAGCCAUCCUCCUCAAGGGUUGCCUCCCAGUGGCUGCAGCCUCUAAGCAGAGGUGCCCCAGAGGGCUCUGAAACCAGCAGGGAGAAGCCUCUGUGGCUGGUACCUCAGCACUCUGGCGAAUCCAAACCACCAGCAGCCUCAUCGUCUUCAAUGCUACCAGAGCUGCCUUGUAACCCGGGCCGAGUGUGCCGGGGAGUAGACAGGACAGCAAACGGGGGUCAGAAAAAGACUGGUUCUUUGGACUUGAGUGCGAACCUGCUGGAGGAGUUUUUGGAGCCAAAGGCAGAAAGACCCGUCAGUGGACGCAGAAGCUCCUUCAGAAGUCCUUCAGUAGUUGGAGUGCAGGCAGAAGAGCAGCAUCAGAGGGCUGCUGCCGGGACAAACACAGAGUCUGGUAUUUAUGCCUUAGAAGAUCCGAUGUCUCUGGUGAACCCGGACAGGAGACAGAGCAGCUCCCGGGCCCAGCUGCACAGCCAUCAGGAUGACACCCUCAGGGAGUCCUGGGAUUCUCUCAUAAAGUUUAACCAGUGUCAGCGAGGACGAAUCUCCAACAUGAGCUUUGAAGGUGACAUCCUCGAUGAAUUCCUUCAGUAUAAGAGACUGGAUACCCCCACAGUCCAGAAUAACCUUUCUACAGCUCCCAGAAGCCCGCUGACUUCCCUGACCUCUCAGGGUCUAACAUCUGAAGUGUCUGAAGAUGAUCCAUCUGUGGAGCGAGAAGACGAAUUUGAGAUCCCUGUGCUCCCACAAGGACAAAAGUUGGUUAUAAACAUUCUGUCCACAUGGGGAGAUCGCCAUUAUGUAGGUCUCAAUGGCAUUGAAGUGUUUAGCUCUUCUGGGAAGCCCCUUCGCCCUGUACAUAUCCACGCUAACCCCCCAGACAUCAACAUUCUGCCCGCGUACGGCAAGGAUCCACGGGUGGUCACCAACUUAAUCGACGGUGUUAAUCGCACCCAGGACGACAUGCACCUUUGGUUAGCGCCCUUUACCCCUGGUCGCAAUCACAGCAUCUUCAUGGACUUUGGAGGCGUGUGUCAGAUUGCUAUGAUUCGUAUCUGGAACUACAACAAGUCCCGCAUUCACUCAUUCCGCGGUGUGAGAGAAGUGGAGAUGCUGCUAGAUGGAAGAUGCAUCUUCAGAGAAGAAAUCGCCAAGGCAUCCGGAACGCUCUGCGGAGAAUUGGAUCAGUUUGGAGACACCAUCCUGUUCACCACUGAUGAUGAGAUCUUGGAAGCCAUGUCUCGUUAUGAUGAAACCUUCCUCGGUGAAUUUGAGGGUCAUCAGAGUUUGGCAUCUGAGGAGGAGCUGCAGAGGCCGCGCACCGCUGAUGGCGAAGGAGAAGAGAGGCCGUUCACACAGGCUGGCUUCAGAGAGGAAGACCUCUGUUUAAAACAUCCACUGAAGUUACCCUUAAGCAAUUAUGAGGAGAACGUGGAGCAUAUUCCUGGGAUGUACACUGGAAAGUGCCUUAGAGUAGAGUUGGUGAUGACAUGGGGAGACUCCCAUUAUGUGGGCCUCACAGGCCUGGAAAUAGUGGGGAAAAGUGGUGACAGUUUACCUUUAGAUCUUGGCAUGAUGGCUGCCUCCCCGAGGGACCUCAACGACCUAGAGGAGUAUGAAAAUGACCUGCGAACCCUUGAUAAGCUAAUUGACGGCCACAACGUCACCACAGACGACGAGCACAUGUGGCUGAUUCCUUUCUCCUAUGGAGAGCCCCACAUUUUGAGCAUCACCUUCACCAAACCCCAGGUUAUAGCUGGCCUCCGGAUCUGGAACUACAACAAGUCUCCUGAGGAUUCAUACAGAGGGGUGAAAGUCGUCCAUUUGUUUUUGGACGAUGUUGCGAUCUCUCCCGUGGAAGGAUUCCUCAUCAGGAAAGGACCCGGCAACUGUCACUUUGAUUUUGCCCAGGAGAUCCUCUUUAUCAACUUCCUUCAGACGCCAACAGAUAAUAAGAAGAACAAAGAAUCUCACAGAGUAAGUUCCAAGAAGCAGGAACUGGCCAGCAUGGAUUAUGAAGCUCCCAUCAUGCCUUGUGGAUUCAUAUUUCAGCUGCAGCUUUUAACCACCUGGGGAGAUCCCUACUACAUUGGUCUGAACGGCCUGGAGUUUUAUGACCAGAACCACGAGAAGAUCAACCUCUCUGAAAACAACAUCGCAGCAUUUCCAGACAGUGUGAAUGUGUUGGACAACAUCAGCGGUGAUGUAAGGACUCCUGAAAAAUUAAUAGAUGGAGUCAACAACACACACGACGGCAGACAUAUGUGGUUAGCGCCCGUGUUGCCAGGAUUGGUGAACCGUGUCUACAUUAUCUUCGAUCAGCCCGUAACCGUUUCCAUGAUCAAGCUGUGGAACUAUUCAAAGACACCUCAGAGAGGAGUUAAAGAGUUUGGGCUACUAGUGGACGACCUCUUGGUCUAUAAUGGCAUCUUGGAAUGCGUAAGCCCCCGAGCACAGGGAAUCCUGCCCACCUGUGAUCCAGUGGUCCCGUACCACACCAUCUUAUUCACAGACGAUACUUACAUCGCUCAUCGCGAGAGAAACACGGUCAUCAGCCUUCGUGGCAGCAGACACCACCGACAUAAUCACGUGGAGGACCAGGACGUGAAGAUGACCAACGAGAAUCAGAUUGUUCAUCACAGCAAGAAAAAGCAAACGGCAGAUCCAGCUCUCCGGCCUAAAACCUGCAUGACCGAUGGUGGAAAACAUGGAAAGAGGAGGUACUAACUGACGAGUCAACACAGAAAAAGGCAGAAUUACUUUAAAAAGCGGGGCCUUUGGCAGUGAAACAACCAGCAGCCACCUUACCAGGUCUCAUAAUGGCAACAUAAGUGGACGGAGCAUGGACACUCACAGGGACUCCACUUUAUUUUUGGAUUUCUUCUAUCUUUUGCUUUCAAAAGACUCACAGGUUUUACCCUGACCACGUACUGUAUCAUACCUGUUAUCCCCUUCCCACAGUGCCAGGAGAACACAAGAUGCUGUGUUUUACCAGCCCUUUAAUUGUGCCUAAACUCAACACUACAUGUGGCUGCUUUGUGUGAAUCUUAUUCUGCUACACUAAUGCUGCUUCUGACAUAAUGCUCAAAGAUCUGAUAAAUAUAUUCACGUCAGGAUGUUGGUAAUUGUGUUUUGUAUCCACCUAAGAGCUGAGCGCAUCCUCAUAUAUUCUAAAUAAUAAAAAGCCAGAUGUAAAGCUAUGCAGCCACCCAUUUCUAUCCAUAAAUGAUUUCAAAAUCGAGAUGUUGGAAACUUACAUUUAUACAAAUAAUUAUGAUAAAUAAUAGGUACAUCAUUUAGUGCGUUCAACUUAUAAGAAAAACUAAAGUUAUGCAAACAUUUGUCCGAUUGAGACCAUAGUUGACCAAAAAAAUUAGAAAAAUUAGAAAUUACACAUUUUUUCUAAGUAAAAAAGUACUGCAAUCCUUUAUCAAAGAUGCGGUUUUGUGGAUUUUUGGAGGCAAACAUAGAUGCAGAGCUUUACAAUGAUUUAAAAAAAAAAGUAUAUGAAAUGGAUAGCAAGCAGCAUCUGUUAUGCAAAUACUGUUCGAUUACCUCAAGAUGAAAAGUAUGCCGUUUAAAAGGGAAAUAUAUAUUCCACUUAGUGCUUAGAUCGUAUUGUACCUUUCUUUAGUCAAUAUUUAAAGACGUUGCAUGGAAGUGUCCUCAAUAAUAGUUCAGUUUGAAGAAGUUUGUACUGUUUGUUAAACCCCAGUACCAACGACUUUUGCACUCUGUACUCCUGAGAGUAACUGUACAUGAAAUGCAGUUGUAUGUAUUUAAUUUCAGAACAGCAGCGAUGCCCAUUACUGUGUAUGUCAGUUCUGCUGUUUGGAACAGUUGAUUUUGAUUUGAAUAUUUAUUUUUCUAAUCUUAUAAGUGUAUUUGAUGUUAGUUUAUUGAAAUGAAUAAACUUUGAAAAUUA
Messenger RNA from Oryzias latipes (Japanese medaka), 6360 nucleotides. RefSeq names its product katanin interacting protein (gene katnip). The record is from RefSeq and is a predicted model, not a curated record. NCBI's taxonomy places the organism in Eukaryota, Metazoa, Chordata, Actinopteri, Beloniformes, Adrianichthyidae.